AUAUUGAUUUCUAUAGAGUACUCAGUACCGCGUGCAAUAUUCGUUCGGCGAGUCCCGGGAAACUAAACAGAAUGGAUAAACAUAAAGACGAAGAACUAAAAAGCACCGAUACCGAUACGAAAACUAAUAUCGCGAUCGAUGCCAUGGAUCUGGUCAAUAUCACGUUCCGUUCUCUCGAACUGAGGGAGGCCAGACCGCAGGAAAGUAAUUUCUUCGAUUUGGAGAAACAAAAUGUUGCGAUAGAGAGGGACGAAGCUGAGAAACAGUCCAGGAGGGCAAGGCACAGCCUGGGCGAGAUCAAAUCGUCCAGCAAAGAGGAGACGAAGAAACUGAAGACGAUCAAUUUGGACGAAGUUUCGUGGCACGAUACAGCAGACAAUUGUUGGGUCGUGAUACACGAUUUCGUUUACGACGUGACGGAUUUCGUGGAGAGCCAUCCUGGUGGAUCGGACGUGAUCCUGGAAUAUGCUGGCAGGGACGCGACUUUGCCAUUCAUCGGCACCGGGCACUCGUCCAUGGCCAGAGCGGGUUUGGACAGAUAUCUGAUCGGCGAGCUUCCGCGGGAGGAAAGGAUCUUUCGUGUGUCGAAUGGCAUAAGAAUUUCCGAAUUUUAAGUUUGUCACGUGACAAAUGUGCCUUUCGAGUGACUGUAAAUUAGUGUAAAAGAUCGAUGAGAGCUUUGAAGUGGACCUCGCAGGUGUUAUCUAUUCUCGAAUGGAAAGUGUGCAAAGUUUAUGGUCGAGAAUCUUUAGAUUCAUAACUUAUAUAACGAGGAUUACGAAAUCGAGGCUUCUUUAUAAUAGUUCAAUCUAAUCACGGUACGAACCGUGUUAUCCUGCCGUCCCUUUACACAACAUGAAUAUAUUAACUGUAUUACAAGUAUUUUUUAUGAUAGUUUAAUGGUAGUAGUUCUGGGAUAGUUUUGCAUAAACAAAAAGAGGAAAGUUUUAUAAAUCCUAAUAUUUCUGUGACAAGAGUACCACAAUUAUUCUAUUGAUUUUAUGCAUGCAUAGGGAAAUCGAGUGUGCAAAGUAUAAAAUUAUAUGGAAUUUCAAAAGACGUGUAAAAUGCAUUGUUAAUGAUUUAUGCAUGAAAGCGACAGUCUAGCCAUAAUAACUGUUUCAUAUUUUAUACGCUGACUGUUAUACUCCAAACUCGAUUAAUAUAAUCGAAGCAUCAAUUUGUACUCUAUAGACUGGUUGACGACAAGAUAUCGUGUAUUAUGUAUCUCACGUUUUAAUGAGACAAAAAUAGGAAACCCCGAUAACAUUGUAAGAGAAUUUACUUCUAAAAGUGGUCGUCUUAUCUUAAACUGUAAAUCGAAACAUGUGUGGAAUAUAAAUUACAUUGAAGAUGCGAAAGGAA
Molecule: messenger RNA, 1365 nt
Organism: Ceratina calcarata
Lineage: Eukaryota; Metazoa; Arthropoda; Insecta; Hymenoptera; Apidae
Product: cytochrome B5-like protein
Exons: 2
Coding region: 72-614 (180 amino acids)
Cellular component (GO): membrane; intracellular membrane-bounded organelle
Molecular function (GO): heme binding
Source: RefSeq, a predicted model, not a curated record